GUUUGAGGCGCCGCCACCACACCACAAACAACACGACGAAGAAGACCACCACGCCUGCGUCACUCGCCUUGCUUUGGCUGUUGUUGGCUGCUUUGGCUGUUGUUGUGCUCGCUUGCGGACAUCAUCGUGGGUGCACGCGUACACCGUUUGAUUUUGGCCAAGGAAAGAGGGGAGCUGGCAUUCCGUCCCCCUCUCUGCUUGUGUUCAGCGCCUGCAAAGAGGCAAAGUGCUCGUUGCUCCAUUGGCUAGUCGACGUCGCAAGCCAGCAGUCCAGCAGUCGCUUUCGACAGCAACGACUACCCUCCCUCUCUCUGCAUGCAACCAACCGCCAACUACCAACCAUGAGCGGGGACACCAUCACCUUCAAGCUGUUUCAAGACGAACCCACCGGGCCAGCCUUCAUCAGCGAGUGCAAGAUGGACCGAAGCAUCCUGCCGCCUGGUUGGCCAACACAGGGCGUGCUCCUGCUGAAGGUGAAGCGCGCGGGCGGUGGCGUUUCUCCUCGCAUUCACACAGUCAGCCAGGCCCUCGAAGGCACGCAGCCGCUGGACGUGUCCUUUGAGGACGAGGAUCGCCAAGGAAAGGUGCUCAGGCUGUGGAAGUGCCUCAAUCACAGGGGGAACGAAAAGGCGGGUGAAAUCCUGUCAGACACACAGAACCCGAGCAUAUACUUUGUGGCCACGCCGAAGCAAAUGGGCCGCUUCCGCAUCUACUACCGCGACGGCGCCCCACUGCAACGCGCAGACACCAGCCACCUGCGACUCAAACUCCACGACCGCCACCACCGGCAGCGCACAAGCUCCUCCACAUCGUCAACGCCAACCAGCACCCCAGUCGACAGCCCAAAGGGCCUGCACGUGCAGGGCCGCCUCUCGCUGCCACCCACGUUCCUGCUCAAGGAAGCCUACGCGCGACACGAGUGGAUCUUUGGCGCCUUUGCAGAGCUGAUUCACAACUCGAGCGACGCAGAUGCGCGCAAUGUCCGCAUCCGGCCAAAGACCAUGGGCGGCGAGACGCUCAUUGAGCUCAGGGAUGACGGCGUGGGCAUGUCAAAGGAAGAGAUUGAUACCAUGAUGCAGCUGGGCCGCAAACAGGACGUGAGCGACACCCAUCGCAGUGGGCGGUUCGGGUAUGGCUUCAAGACGGGCUCCAUGCGCAUUGGACACCACGCUGUCGUGCUGACCCGCUCCAUACAGCACAACAGCGUCUGUAUUGGUGUUCUCUCUCGUCGCGGCCCCACUGGCGAAGACGACAUCAUGUGCGAAACAACCAAGCUCAACAUCGGGUCAGGCGGACACGCCGACGCAGAGAACCAGCAGGAGUUUGACUCUGUACUGCAGCGCAUCAUGGAGCGAACGAAGGUGAUCAACCAGCUGUUUGUGGGGCGCUGGAUGCACGAGAACCAGACCAGCGGCACCACCAUCCUCAUCAGCGACCUCGUCAAGAAGGAAGACUCCUACGGUUACAUGCAGCCCGAGCUCGACAUGACGAGUGUGCCGGACGACUUCCGCAUCUGGCAGGAGGACCUCGACGGGAACCGGCAGCACUACCAGCGCAAAGUGAAGGACGGUGUGCUGGCAGACGACAUUGAGAUGGACUACUCCCUGCGCAAAUACGUGGCCAUCAUGUACCGCACACUGCAGACGCGCCCGCCCUCCCGCCAGCACCCGCACGGCAUUGACCUGCGCGUGUUUCUGCACGAUAAGCUGGUGGAGCGGCGGAGUUUGGAGCAGGACCUGUCUGAUGUGCAGGUGAGCGAACUCAAGGUGAAGGCGCUCAAGCCAAAGCGCAGACCGGGCGCAGCCAACGGCAGCGGGGGCAGUGGUGGUGGCGCGAUUGUGAAGAAGGAGAUCAAGGAGGAGGAGGAGGAGUUGAAGGAAGAGGAGGAUGAUGAGGGGAUGUUGGAUAGGGUGAAGAGGGGAGUGAAGUCUGAAGUCAAGGAGGAACCGAACCCCAAGAUGAAGAUGAAGAUGAAGAAAGAGGAGGAGGAGGAGGAGGAGGAGGAGGAGGAGGAGGAGGAGGAGGGGCGCACGGAUGUGAAGAUGAAGCCCAUCCUGAAGGCGAGGCCCAAGAAGGAAGAAGAAGAAGACGAAGAAGACUAUGGGGCGGACGCUGCAAAGGCGCUGGUGAAGAAGGAGGAAGAAGUGGACGACAUGAAACCGCUCGCCGUUAAGGACGACGAUGAAGACGUUAUUCGCAUCAGCAUCGGGUUCUCGGAGAUGUACAAGCGCAAGAAGCUCGGUGGCAUCAUGCUGUACUCGGCCAACUGCCUCAUCUGCUCGUUUCUGCGACAGGCGGCCCACAUCACGUCGCCGCACCAGGGCCUUGGCGUGAUCCUGCUGGCAGAGCUGCCCAAGAAGCACUUUGUGCCGCACGACAACAAGCAGGAGUUCCACAACAACCACAUGUACCAGCGGCUGCUGCUGCGGCUGCACGACGUGUUUGUGGAGUAUGACCAGGCCCGCGAGACCAGGGCGUACAAGAAGAUAUCGCACAGCGAGCUGUCAGAGCACGAGGUCGUCGACUGGAUUCAGUGCGACUCGUGCAACAAGUGGCGGUGCCUGCCGCGUGAGUACGUGCAAACUGUGCAGUCUGGCAAGUGGUACUGUUUCCAGGAAGGCAGCCCGCUGCUUGAGAAAUCGGGCAACCCGUGCGAUGAUGUGCCUGAGGACAAGCAGUCCCUGGAGGACCACCUCCUUGUGUCGGGCUCCGACGAGCAGCCUGCCAAGCGCGCCAAGCUGGCCGGUGCUGCGUCGUCAUUGUCGUCGUCGUCGUCGUCGUCGUUAAGCGCAGGAGCGGCGAAGAGGACUGGCGGCAGCAGCAGUGCGGCGGGUGGGGGGAUUGCUUACGAGGUGGACGAGACCACGGCGCAGCCAAACCUGGCAGACGAGCGGUUUGCGCGUGUGUUCAGGGGGUCAUGGAGGCAGGAGAAGGCGGAUGGGAGCAUUGCACUUGCCAAGCACGCCCUGGUCGUGCUGGUGGAGUGCCCCAUCAGCCCAAACCUGACGUCGCGCGUUGCCAAGCGCGCCCUGAAGGACCUUGACCUGCUCGUCGCCAACAGGCACCGGCGCGUGGCGCGCUACUACUUUGUGGACCGGGUGGCGGGCCGCUUUGCAUACAUUGCGGCCGUGCCGUCGUACACGCCGUUCCGCGACGCGCUCACCAACGCCACCACGGCCCAGGAGCAGCUGUACACGGCGAUGCUUGAUGUGGGCCAGGCGCUGCAGUGGUGUGAGGACAAGGCAAUGCGCCUGCCGUGCAUUUACCACAAGCACAUUCGCUUCAUGCCCUCCUCAGGCAACAAGCUCAAGGGGAUGCUCUUCGAUUUCGACUUUAGCCGGCGCCUGUCUGGCGUGACGCGCGAGACAUCAAGCGACCGCUUGCUCUACUUGCCGCCAGAGUGCGACGCCAAACCAGACAACGCCAGCUCACAGGCGCAGGCUUAUGCCUUCUCUCUCCUCGUGUAUGAGAUUCUCACCCGCAAGCGCGUGCGUGCACAUGCCCGGUUCCGGCCCGCCGCUGUUGCUGCACUCGGCGCGCACGCGUCUGCGUUUGACCUGCUCACGCCGCGGUCGGCCUCGCUCACAUCGUGGGAGGUGACGUUCCGGGCGGCGAUGGCCGUGACGCUGGAGGAUCUGGACGGGGAGGAGGGUGGUGGCGGUGGCGAGCACGCGGAUGCACGCCUGGACCUGCCCUCGCUGCUGGGGGAACUCGAGUCGCUCCAGCAGCAGCUCAUCCUCAACCACAUGUGCACCCAGUACAUGUACCACGUGUGCCUGGACGCGACGAAGCUGCUGCACCUUCCAAACAAGGACCCGCCGUACCGCGCGCGGCCGCGAACAACACGGGAGCAGGACCUGCACGUGUUUGCGUCGUCGCUGCUGAAGGGCGAGCCGCAGGGGCCGUAUCUCGCCUACGUGCUGUCGUUUGAGGCGGCGCUGUUUGGCCUGCUGCGCUUUGGCGACCGCGCGCCAGGGGUGGUGCUGCUCACGCGCGCAUAUGAGACGUUCAAGAGCACGCUGCAGCGGGACCUGCGGUUUAUUGACCGGGAGCCGUCGAUUGCGGAGCACAUGAGCGAGGCGGACCAGGCGCAGCUGCGGGACGUGUGCAGCGUGGCCGUGGCCGUGACGGGCGAGAAGAAACAGGUGCGGGCAAAGCGCAUGCCCGUGCACCAUGCGCUUGCGCUGCGGCCCAACGCAGCCAAACCACUUGUGCGACGGCUGCUGACGGAGUGCCGGCCAAAGGCGAACGCGGCGUUUGCAGUGUGGAAGCGGCAGGUGUUGAAUCGGCGGUUCAGUGACGCCGAGCUGACGCAGUUGGAGCAAGACCUCAAGGUUGGCCUGGACGUGGCGCUCCGCCUCCUGGACGAGCACAGAGCAGACGCAUAGGCGCCGUGGUGGUCGUCUGUCGCUUGUGUCGCUUGUGUUGUUUGUGUCGUGUGUUUCGUGUGUGUCGUGUGUUUCAAAUGUGUGGUGUGUUUGAUUGUUUUUGUGUGCGUUUGUGCGUGGUGUGAUUUGUGUCAAUGACGUUGUUGUUACGCUGAUCAAUUAGGCCCCCAGGAGACAGAGUGAGAGAAGAGAGAGAGCAGAGAGAGAGAAGAGAGAGAGAAGAGAGAGAGAGGGAGAGAGGAGGUGGUGGUGAUGGAGGAGGAGGAGGAGGAGGAGGAGGUUGCGCCCGCGCACACAAUAAACAACCCACUGGUCA
This is a messenger RNA of Salpingoeca rosetta, 4704 nucleotides long. RefSeq lists its product as uncharacterized. Bases 342 to 4388 code for a protein of 1348 amino acids. Lineage: Eukaryota; Choanoflagellata; Craspedida; Salpingoecidae. Gene Ontology annotation, cellular component: nucleus. The record is from RefSeq and is a predicted model, not a curated record. Gene Ontology annotation, molecular function: zinc ion binding; ATP hydrolysis activity. The transcript has 5 exons.